Scatophagus argus is the source of this 3449-nucleotide messenger RNA. RefSeq names its product DENN/MADD domain containing 1A (gene dennd1a). NCBI's taxonomy places the organism in Eukaryota, Metazoa, Chordata, Actinopteri, Scatophagidae. Gene Ontology annotation, cellular component: cytosol; clathrin-coated vesicle. The transcript has 23 exons. Bases 156 to 3173 code for a protein of 1005 amino acids. Gene Ontology annotation, biological process: endocytic recycling; endocytosis. Gene Ontology annotation, molecular function: phosphatidylinositol phosphate binding; guanyl-nucleotide exchange factor activity. The record is from RefSeq and is a predicted model, not a curated record.
AGAGUUCAGCGCGAACCGGAGCGUGAUCUACGCGUGUAGACAGACCAUGGCGUUGUACGCUGUGUGACAGGUUAGCAUCCGAAAAACAUCUCCGGACAGACGCGUCUGCGCACUGAAAACCGCUGCCGACAGCGACGGCGGGGUCAGAUAUAAGGAUGGGGUCCCGAAUCAAGGAGAGCCCUGAGUCCACUUUUGAGGUAUAUCUGGAGGUAACCCAUCCAGGCACACAGAGCUCUGGGCCAGAGGUGCGGAGGCAGUUCCCAGAAGACUAUACAGACCAGGAAACUCUUCAAACUGUGCCCAAGUUCUGUUUCCCUUUCAUCAUGGACAGCCUGACAGUGAACCAGGUCGGCCAACACUUCACAUUUGUGUUGACUGACAUUGAGAGCAAACAGAGGUUCGGCUUCUGUCGCCUGUCCUCUGGUGCCCACACUUGCUACUGCAUUCUUAGCUACCUGCCCUGGUUUGAAGUUUUCUACAAGCUACUGAAUAUCCUCGCAGAUUAUACCGUCAAAGGCCAGGAAAGUCAGUGGCAAGAGCUCCUGGUGUCACUCCACACGCUUCCUAUCCCUGAGCCCGGAGUCCCUGUUCAUCUCGGUGUGCAUUCCUUCUUCACUGUGCCUGACACAGGGGAACUCCCCACCAUACCUGAGAAUAGAAACCUAACAGAGUACUUUGUAGCAGUAGAUGUCAAUAACAUGCUUCAUCUGUACGCUAGUAUGCUUUUUGAACGCCGAAUCCUCAUCUGCUGUAGCAAACUAAGCACUUUAACAGCUUGCGUCCAUGGGUCUGCAGCCAUGUUAUAUCCAAUGCACUGGCAACAUGUUUACAUUCCUGUCCUGCCUCAGCAUCUUUUAGACUACUGCUGUGCCCCAAUGCCUUACCUUAUCGGAGUACAUUCCAGCCAGAUGGAGAAAGUUCGAGGGUUGGCUCUGGACGAUGUUGUGGUUCUGAAUGUGGACACAAACACCCUGGAAACCCCUUAUGAUGAUCUCCAAAGCCUGCCCAAUGAUGUGGUUUCAUCUUUAAAAAGUCGUUUGAAGAAGGUUUCAACUACAACUGGGGAUGGUGUGGCUCGAGCCUUCCUCAAGAGUCAGGCGGCCUUAUUCGGCUGCUACAGAAACGCUCUGCAGAUCGAGUCGGGUGAGCCCAUAACAUUUAACGAGGAAGCCUUUGUGAACCAUCGUUCCAGUGCCAUGAGACAGUUCCUCCAGAAUGCCAUCCAGCUGCAGCUCUUCAAACAGUUUAUUGAUGGUCGUUUGGACCUGCUGAAUUCAGGAGAAGGUUUCAGUGACGUAUUUGAGGAAGAGAUUGACAUGAGUGAAUAUGCAGGUAGUGACAAGACCUACCACCAAUGGCUGUUCACUGUGAAGAAAGGGGGUGGAGCAAUCUUUAACACAGUGAAGACUAAGGCGAACCCAGCCAUGAAGACCGUUUACAAGUUUGCAAAGGACCAUGCAAAAAUGCGUAUCAAAGAAGUGAAGAGCCGACUUAAGCAGAAGGAGCAGGCAGAAAAUGGCUUCUCCACAGCAGGAUCAUCAGUCAUCGAUGACGACAACACAGCAGGCUUUACCUCCUCUACUGGUGCAGCCAGGAGGGAGGGGCCACUGCGAACCUUGGACAACCACAGGCCAAUCACUGUGCACUUUGGACAGGCUCGGCCACCAAUGCUGUUGAAGAGACCAAGCAGUAAUGUCAGCCUGGAAAGCAGCCUUGACCACUCUAUCCGUCCUACUCGUCACUACACAGUGUUUCUCUCUGAGGAUUCAUCUGGAGAUGAGCUACAGUAUGACGAUGACUCCAUUUCUGGGUUUCCUGACAGCUUUCUCUUCUCCGUCCCUUUUGAGUGGUCGCCUCUGCCACAGCCGUACCGCUCCCUGAAGGAGGUUGAGUUGAUAGAAGGAGAUGAUCCUGGUUUUGGGGCAGAAAGUCACACUGCCCCUCCCAGCCCAGUUAAUGAGAAGUUCUCCAAUGUCAACCUCCUGGGCGAUAUUUUCGGCUGCCAGGAUGAGCCUGACAGCCAACCAGUGACCUUAGCCAAAAGUCUAGAGGACCUGAGGACGCCCAAAGACACUGAGGAUCUACAGGCAAAGUUCACCUACCAGCGAAUGGACCUGAGUGUUGGUGAACACUCACGAACGCUUCCAGGCCUCAAGCUCUCCACCCCUUACAAUAAACUGUGGAGUAUAGGGCAGGAUGAAACAGCCUUGCCCAUUUGUGUGCCUCCCGCAUGUGACCGACCACCGUCUGUCCAACUUCCUGUGCAGACUGAAACCCACUCUCCAAACCAUGAAAGCUCCGGCCUGGGCUCAGACCCUUUGGAACCUUCUACACCGAGCAACAUCACCAUUCCACGUCCCCAUGGAAGGAAGACGCCUGAGCUUGGUAGCGUCCUAGCACCCCCUGGGGCCCAGUCGCGUCCUAAGCCAGCAGGAGCUGGUGAAGGAGGGACUACAUCAGGGGCACAUGAGUUUAGGCAAGCCCUGAGCAUGAACAUAGAUGGAGACCUGCUUAAACCCACCAAGGCCGUUGAGGACAAUAUAGAUCUGAUAAGCCUUCUAGACCCCCUGAAAACCUCAGCACCAGCCGGUUCCACUUCACUGAGUGACGGAGUAGAUAUUGGUGUGUCAUCUACCUGCAAACCAACACCACCACUCAGGUCUUACCCACAGGGAUUGCCUCCUUUCCCACUGCAUCCUCAUAUAUCACUCAACCCUUUUGCCCAGUCUCUGCCUCACACAUCCCCUCAGAUGCAUUAUUCACCGACCGUGAGUGGGAAUCCCUUCAGUUCAGUCUAUGGGCCUGCACUAGGCUCUUACUUACACACUACACCCCAGUCCCAGCCCUUUUCUACACUUCCAGGACUCUACAGACAGCAUUCACCAGGCAGUUCAACUUUGCCACCCAGCUAUGGAAGGCUCCAGUCAGCCAUCCCCUCCUCAGUCACCUCCCUCCCUAACUCCUCUGCCAGCAAUCAAACUCUCUCUAGUCUGGCAGACUCGACAUCUGUCUCCAGUGCAACCAUGACCAAACUGGCAAAACCAUUUCAUGUUGAGGGAAACAGUCAGACAACUCAGGAUCCUUUUGGGGAUCUGCUAACAAUGGCCAAGCCAGCUACACCCCAAAAAAAGAAGGUGGAGGACCUUCGCAGGAGAUGGGAAACAUUUGACUAAAACCUGUGACUAUGUACUGAAGUGCCCCUCUUUGUUGCUACCCACACUUUCCCACUACUGUAUCAGGACCUUCUGUUGCAGUAUCACUUUACUCAGUUCAUGCAGCUCACAGUCGUAGAAGAGUAAUCAAUAGUGUUUCAGCUAUUAACAUAUUAAAGACUUUCUAAGAAUGCAACUUGAGAGAGAAUUGUCGUAAUCGCCUAUCCCAAAAUGAUGAUUUGGAAUUGUAUGUAUUUUAAAACAAUGUUGAGGAAUGAAAAAGAGUUGAUUACAAUA